GGUGGGUUGUGAGUAUGAGGAGGCAAAAUCAGAGUCUUGAUGAGUUUUAUAAUGCCUCGUACCCUUCCACCCAUCUCCAUUUGAAUCCACGUAGUCAUCUCUCUUCACCUUCCCAUCCUAUGAGCUGGUAGUGCUGGACUCUCUUUUUCGUAGUAGGGGAGAUAGCUAGGUUCCCAUCUGUCAGCCUUUGUAGUGCAUGGGAGAUAUAUCCCAUAUUCCCACAAGAAGCCCUUCACAUCACCAAAUUCAUUUCCCUCACUCAUUCCUUCCUUUCCUUUACCAACAACACCCUUCCUUCCUUCUCUUAUAGCAAAUAUAUACAGGAGAAAGACUCUUGAGGGGCUGGAAAAAUCCAAGCUAGCAUGGACAUGAACCGAGAAGAAGACGUGUGUCGCAUCGGUCUCGCCAUUGGAUUGGGCUGUGGCUCAUCAAACGAUCGCAGUCGGCGACGAGAACCAUGCCCGACCUUCUCAAUUCCGACGCCUCACGAGCCCUCGCUCACAUUAAGCCUCUCCGACGAUGCGUAUGGGGCGAGCCCCAUGCCCAAAGCUGAGGCUCGCAAGGCAAGCGAGGAGCGUCGGCCGGCACGGCCAUCAUCGCCUCAUAGCACGGUCUCCUCGUUCUCCUCCGCGUAUCCUCCAAGCGUCAAGAGGGAAAAGGACGCAGGGGGCGAGGAGGCGGAGGCGGAGGCGGAGAGACUGUCCUCACGGGCAAGCGAUGAAGAGGAGGAUGGUAGUGCUAGAAAGAAGCUUAGGCUUACGAAAGAGCAGUCCGCCCUCUUAGAGGACAGGUUCAAGGAGCAUAGCACCCUCAAUCCGAAACAAAAACACGCUUUAGCCAAGCAAUUGAAUCUCCGACCGAGACAAGUUGAAGUAUGGUUUCAAAAUAGGAGAGCAAGGACUAAGCUGAAGCAGACUGAAGUUGAUUGCGAAUUCCUUAAACGGUGCUGCGAGACGCUGAGGGACGAGAACAGGAGGCUGCAGAAGGAGCUGCAGGAGCUGAAGGCCCUCAAAUUUGCACACCCGUUCUACAUGCAGUUUCCUGCAGCCACCCUCACGAUGUGCCCUUCAUGCGAGAGGAUCGGCGGUGCCUCCGAUGGCUCCAAAGGUGGCGGCGGCGGCGGCGCCGGACCUUUCAUGGUCGCCCAGCCAAAACCUCGUUUCUUCAAUCCUUUUACCCAUUCGACAACAUUCUAGGAAGGAGUUUUCAGGCCCCACGCCACAGAGCCACAACCUCUCUUCUUGUUCAGUUUUUGGGACUAGGGAAUGAGGAGGAUCCCUAACAGUCACCAUAUGAUGUGUAGUUCUCUCCCUUUUCACCUGAUUUUGAUCGAUGAAUAGAUCAUAGAGUAGAAUAAAAAGAAGAAUCCCAUGAUCUCCUCAUGUUCAAACACCUGUCUAAUUAACCCACCUCCAAGGUUGCUUUAUAUUUUUUUUCCCCUUCUUUUCAUCUAAUCAAGCAUGAUGUUAGUGAUUGUACAGAAGAAAAGAACUCCCAUGAGCUUUUCAUGGUACGAGAAUAAACCUAUGCCAUUUACAUGAAUUGUGCACGAA
Messenger RNA from Phoenix dactylifera (date palm), 1553 nucleotides. Its product is annotated as homeobox-leucine zipper protein HAT22-like. NCBI's taxonomy places the organism in Eukaryota, Viridiplantae, Streptophyta, Magnoliopsida, Arecales, Arecaceae. Gene Ontology annotation, biological process: regulation of DNA-templated transcription. The record is from RefSeq and is a predicted model, not a curated record. Gene Ontology annotation, molecular function: DNA-binding transcription factor activity, RNA polymerase II-specific; sequence-specific DNA binding.